This is a messenger RNA of Onychostruthus taczanowskii (white-rumped snowfinch), 4795 nucleotides long. It is a transcript of the gene LAMC3, whose product is annotated as laminin subunit gamma 3. Bases 1 to 4734 code for a protein of 1577 amino acids. The record is from RefSeq and is a predicted model, not a curated record. NCBI's taxonomy places the organism in Eukaryota, Metazoa, Chordata, Aves, Passeriformes, Passeridae. The transcript has 28 exons.
AUGGCACGGCCUCCCGGGCUCUGCCUGCUGGCCCUGCUGGGGCUGGGGCUGGGGGCGGGGGGCUCGUCCCCCUGCUGGGACCCUCGGGGACAGCCCCGCCGCUGCAUGCCCGUCUUCGAGAACGCCGCCUUCGGCCGGGCCGUCCAGGCCACCAACACGUGCGGGUCACCCCCGGAGGACUAUUGCCUGCACAUGGGCACCCAGCACGCCAGCGCCCUGUGCCACCGCUGCGACGCCAGCGACCCCCGGCGCCACCACAACGCCUCCUUCCUCACCGACUUCCACAGCCAGGAGGAGAGCACCUGGUGGCAGAGCCAGUCCAUGGCCUUUGGCAUCCAGUACCCCAACUCCGUCAACAUCACCCUGCGCCUGGGCAAAGCCUACGAGAUCACCUACGUGCGGCUGAAGUUCCACACCAGCCGCCCCGAGAGCUUCGCCAUCUACAAGCGCAGCCGUGCCGGGGGGCCCUGGGUGCCCUUCCAGUUCUACAGCGCGUCCUGCCAGAAGACCUACGGGAAGCAGCCACGGCAGUACCAGCGGCCGGGCGAGGACGAGCAGGUGGCCUUCUGCAGCGACGAGUUCAGCGACAUCUCCCCCCUCAGCGGGGGCAACGUGGCCUUCUCCACCCUGGAGGGACGGCCCAGCGCCUACAAUUUUGAUGGAAGUCCCGCGCUGCAGGAGUGGGUGACAGUCACUGACCUGCUCAUCUCCUUGAACCGGCUCAACACAUUUGGGGACGACAUCUUCAAGGACCCCAAGGUGUUGCAGUCGUACUACUAUGCCAUAUCUGACUUCUCCGUUGGUGGCAGGUGCAAAUGCCAUGGCCACGCCAGUGAGUGCGCGCCGGACGAGGCCGGGCAGCUGGUCUGUGUGUGCCAGCACCACACGGCUGGCACCGACUGCGAGCGCUGCCAGCCCUUCUACCAGGACCGGCCCUGGGCACGCGGCACGGCCGAGGCUGCCAACGAGUGCCUCCCUUGCAACUGCAGCGGCCGCUCGGAGGAGUGUUUCUACGACCGGGAGCUGUUCCGGCGCAGCGGGCACGGGGGACACUGCCGCAACUGCCGCGACAACACGGCCGGACCCCACUGCGAGAGCUGCAGGCAGAACUAUUACCGCUGGGAGCCGCAGGGAGCCUGCCAGCCCUGCCACUGCCACCCCGCAGGUUCCCUGCAGCCCCAGUGCGACAACUCGGGGACCUGCGUCUGCAAAGCCAACGUGACGGGCUGGAAGUGUGAGCGCUGCAAGGACGGCUACCACAGCCUCAGCGAAGGUGGCUGCAGACCCUGCACCUGUGACCCCGCGGGCAGCGUGGGCACCUGCGACCCCAACACGGGGCACUGCACCUGCAAGGAGAGGGUGGAGGGGCAUUUGUGCAACAGGUGCCAGCCUGGCUGGUUUAACCUGCAGCCCCACAACCCCAUCGGCUGCACCAGCUGCUUUUGUUACGGCCACUCCAGCGCCUGCAGGGCAGCAGAUGGCUACGAGGAGACCCACAUCCGCUCCGACUUCAGCCAAGGGCUGGAGGGCUGGGCUGCCACAGCUCCAGGCAUCACAGACCUGCCUCUGCACUGGGUUGGCCGGGACAUCAUCACUGAGUGGGACGGAGAGGAGCCAGUGGAUUUUCUUGCACCAGAGAAGUUUCUGCAGAACCAGCGCCUCAGUUACGGGCAGCUCCUGUCCCUGCUGCUGGGAGUGGAGAACAGGACAAGAACAGAACCCGGGGUGCCCCUGCUCCAGGUCCAGCUGCUGCUGGAGGGCGAGGGGAUGAAGAUCACCAUGUCCAGCAGCAAGAGCCAGCUCCAGCAUGGAAAGCGGGCUGUCACCUUCAGGCUGCACGAGGCAGAGGAGGGUGCGGAGCCUUUGCUGUCGGCCUUCAGCUUCCAGCGCCUGCUCUCCAACCUGACCUCCCUCCGCCUCCGCGUGAGCCGCGGCCCCGUGAGAGGCAGGUUGUCCCUGAGCGAGGUCCAGCUCACAUCUGCUCGCCCCGGGCCAGGCACUCGGGCGGGCUGGGUGGAGGAGUGCACGUGUCCCAUGGGAUACACCGGGCAGUUCUGCCAGUCCUGCGCACCUGGAUUCAAGAGGGAGAUCCCAUUUGGCGGCCCCUUCGUCAGCUGCGUGCCCUGCACCUGCAACCAGCACGGGGACUGCCACCCCCUCACAGGGCAGUGCCAGUGCUUGCACAACACAGAGGGUCCCUCCUGCGAGCGCUGCAGCCCCGGCUUUUACGGCAACCCCUUCCUAGGGCGCUCUGAUGACUGCAAGCCCUGCCCCUGCCCCGGCCGCUCGCCCUGCACCGAGGUGCCCAGCAGUGGGGAGGUGGUUUGCACCCACUGCCCCCCGGGGCAGAGAGGAAAACGCUGUGAGCUCUGUGAUGACGGGUUUUUCGGGGACCCCCUGGGUCAGAGAGGUGCCGUGCAUCCCUGUGAGCCCUGCCAGUGCCACGGGAACGUGGAUCCCAACGCCGUGGGGAACUGUGACCCCGUGUCCGGCCGAUGCCUGCGCUGCCUCUACAACACAAUGGGUGACCACUGCGAGAGCUGUCAGCCGGGCUUCUACGGGGAUGCGCUGGCUCCCAGCCCUGCUGGGAAGUGUGCUCCUUGUGAUUGCAACCCCAGUGGCUCAGACCCGAGGCUGGAGGGCUGUGAUCCUGGCACGGGCCAGUGCCACUGCCUCCCACACGUGACAGGCAGAGCCUGUGGGCAGUGCCAGCCCGGCUACUACGGCCUGGAGCCCACCGUGGGGUGCAAGAGCUGUGAGUGCCACCCAACAGGGUCACGGGAGAGCGGGUGCCACAUGCUGACAGGACAGUGCUCCUGCCAACCAGGUGUCACAGGGAAGAAAUGUGAUCGAUGCCAGCACGGCUUCUUCGGCUUCUCUGCCAGGGGCUGCCGAGCCUGCAACUGCUCCCUGCUGGGCUCCAUCACCCCGCAGUGCCACGAGAACAGCACCUGCCUCUGCCACCCUGGCUUCGUGGGCUACAAGUGUGACCGCUGCCAGGCCAACUUCUUCCUUGAGCCACUGAGCUCCCGCUGCCAGCAGUGUCCUGCCUGCUACGGGCUGGUGAAGGAUGAGGCUGAGCGCCUGAAGGCCAGGCUGCAGGAGAUGGAGGAAUGGCUGCAGAAGCCAGGCUGUGAUGCCCAUCCGGGCCAGACUGCCAUGCUGAGAGAUGCACCCCGUGGAGAUGGGCUGCCCAGCUCACACCUCCUGAGAGGUGCCUGGGCCACCCUCUUGGUACAGGUGGCUCAGCUGGCAGGGGCACUGAACACUGCACAAGGCCGUCUCACCAACGCCAGCCGAGCCACCAGAUGCUCUGAGCAUGGACCCCCCAAGACCUGCACCUUGCUCUCGGAGAUUGGGGGCGUGCUGCAGUCGGCUCAGCAGGAGAUCCUGCAUGCUGCAGACACCCUGGCUACCACGGAAAUUCCUCAGGAAAUCCCACAGCAGCCCACAAACUGGAGCCACUGGGCACUGGAGGCUCAGGCUCUGUCCAAGAGCCACAAGGACUCCAUGGCACAGGUGGAGGCCGUGGUCAGGAGAGCACUGCGUGCCUCCAACGCCAGCUCUGAGCUCCUGCAGAAGCUGCUGGAGAGGAACACCACACAGGACAUGCAGAAUGAGCUGGAGGCCGGGUAUGAGGAAAUCCAGCGGGCACGGGAGGAGCUGGGUGCUGGCAUGGCAAAGGUGGCAGUGGAGGCCAGGAGAGCUUUGACAGCCGUGGGACAGGCACAUGCUGACCUGGCUGAGAGACUUUUGCAGGUGGCUGCUCUGGGGCAGCAGGUGCUGCCAAGGCAGGUUGGAGACCUGGCACGGGAGCUGGCAGAACUGGAGCAGGCAGCAGCCGCCCAGGAGCCAUUGGCUCAGCAGGCUGUGGAGGCAUCCCGCACACUGGCAGCUGGAUUGCACCUGGAGCUGCAAAGGACUCGUGCCUUCAAGCAGCUGCAGGACCAGGCUGGCUCUGCCCGUGACAUGGCCACCAUGGCUGUCUCCCGAGGAAAAGCUGUGCUCUCCGAGGCUGAGUCCCUCCUGGCCAGUUUGGAAGGCAUGAAGAAGGUGCUGGGGCAUCGGAAGAGUCAGGCUGCCCUGAGGAGGAGGAUGGCCACUGUUCGGGACAGAGUGAUGGUGGAUGCUCAGAGGAAGAUUAAACAGGCAGAGAAGACACUGGGAAACUCCCUGUCCAUCUCCACCACAGCCCAGAGGACAGCAGGGGAGGCUGAGCAAGUCUCUAAGGAGAGUGCCAAGAGGGCACGGGCUGUGCUGCAGGAGAGCAAACAGGCCCUCAAACACGCCAGCCAGCUUGCCACGCGUGCCAAUGAGACCCAGUGGGAGCUCUCCCGGCAGGAGCACAUGGCAGAGAAGCUCAGGGGAGACCUGGAGGAAGCACAGCAGGUGGGGUCAGAGGUGAGUGAGAUGGCAAAAAGUCUCCAGGAAGCCCGGGGCUCACUCAUGUCGGACAUUGAGAUCCUGAACAACCUGCUGAACAGCCUAGGUAACCUGGAGCAGGACAAGGAGGUGGACGCAGUGCUGAGCGCGGGGAGGCUGCAGCUGGAGCAGCUGUGGCUGCGCCUGGCCUCGCCGGGUCCCCUGGCCAGCCAGCUCAGCCAGCUGCAGCAGGAGGCAGCACGGCAGCAGGAGAAGAUCCAAGCAUUUGAGAACGACUUGGCUGAGAUCCGGGCUGACAAGCAGAACUUGGAGGACAUUUUGCGGAACCUCCCUGAGAGCUGCGCAAAGUGACAGGCUGCUGCCACAUGUCCUCUGUGCCCACCCUACACAGGGACUGGCAGAGGGAAGGACA